Messenger RNA from Rhopalosiphum padi (bird cherry-oat aphid), 249 nucleotides. RefSeq lists its product as uncharacterized. The record is from RefSeq and is a predicted model, not a curated record. The transcript has a single exon. Bases 1 to 249 code for a protein of 82 amino acids. Lineage: Eukaryota; Metazoa; Arthropoda; Insecta; Hemiptera; Aphididae.
AUGAUCUUAGCUCUUUCACUUGUUCCAAUCGACAAUCUAGAUGCCGCUAUACAAGAAUUAAGAGAUGACUUACCAGAAUGCUUACAACCAUCACUUGACUGGUUUGAGGACAAUUAUGUUGGAAGGGUUAUUAGAAAUGGAAGAGGUCGUCGGAUAGCAUUAUUCCCACCACACAUUUGGAAUUUACACCAACGAGUCUUGAAUGCUCAAGAUAGGACUAAGAACCAUGCUGAAGCAGCUAAUAGAUGA